UAUUUUUCAGGGACUUACAAGUUGCGAAGAGCAACAAGUGUUCCAUUGCGCCUGCGGCUAUGCAACCAAAACGCAUCAGUAAUACAAGUUGCAAUUUCACGGCGUUAUGCAGGUUGUAUAUGACACUCGACAGUUUUGAUCCUAACCUCAAAGUGUUGACGAGUCGACGACGGGCAAGCUACAAAUAAGUAAGGAAAAAUGUCAACCGUCACCUUCAAGACAGAUCCCGGAUUUUGCCCUGACUGCGGAUCGAUAUUACCGCUGCUGGUAAAUGUCGGCGGUGUUGCUUGCUACAGCUGUAAACGGAACUGGGGAGUAGAAGUUUUCGGGGAUAUGGCAGUGUCGUACACCCUCAAUUUCAACAGUAAGGACGCCUAUGCUUCGUCGGCAAGGCAGGGAGAAGCCGCCGACGAUGAAGACGAAGCCGAAGGUCCGGUCGUCGAAAGGAGGUGCCCUCAGUGUCAGAAUGACAAGAUGUCCUACGCAACGCUACAACUCAGGUCAGCCGAUGAAGGGCAGACAGUUUUCUACACUUGCACCAAGUGCCGAUUCAAGGAAACUGAGAACUCGUAAAUUCUCGAAUUACUUGCGAGGUGACCGUUGCGUAUUAAGGUUUAGUUUAUAGUUAAUUAUAUAUGUAAUUUACGUUUACUUGUACCCAAUACGAACAUCAAUUUAUACUCACCCACAUGCCUCGUUUUAUACACGAACAACAAAUGUAGCGUUAAUAUUUUGACUUAAUAAAAAUAUCAUGCGUGUAAUAAAA
Messenger RNA from Neodiprion fabricii, 766 nucleotides. RefSeq names its product DNA-directed RNA polymerase I subunit RPA12 (gene RpI12). NCBI's taxonomy places the organism in Eukaryota, Metazoa, Arthropoda, Insecta, Hymenoptera, Diprionidae. Gene Ontology annotation, biological process: termination of RNA polymerase I transcription; DNA-templated transcription. Gene Ontology annotation, cellular component: RNA polymerase I complex. The record is from RefSeq and is a predicted model, not a curated record. The transcript has 3 exons. Gene Ontology annotation, molecular function: DNA-directed RNA polymerase activity; nucleic acid binding; zinc ion binding. The coding region runs from base 199 to 573 and encodes 124 amino acids.